Messenger RNA from Astyanax mexicanus (Mexican tetra), 5047 nucleotides. RefSeq names its product ankyrin repeat and SAM domain-containing protein 6. Gene Ontology annotation, biological process: innate immune response. Gene Ontology annotation, cellular component: cytoplasm. NCBI's taxonomy places the organism in Eukaryota, Metazoa, Chordata, Actinopteri, Characiformes, Acestrorhamphidae. The record is from RefSeq and is a predicted model, not a curated record. The transcript is spliced from 16 exons. The coding region runs from base 259 to 3006 and encodes 915 amino acids. Gene Ontology annotation, molecular function: protein binding.
GAUAUGGCGAACAGUUACUCCAGAAGUUAAGUUAGGAGAACACAGUUACUCUAAUACUCUAAUAGACCACCGCGAUGCGAUUUUCCGUGCUGCUGGAUCCGUAAACACCAUUAUACUGUGUUUUAUUAUCUAUUAUCAUGUUGUUUAAGCCUGGGCCGCCAGUAAACCCAGUAAAAACAGUAAACCGCUCAGUGGGAGAAGAAGAAGAAGAAGAAGUUUUGUGGUGGUGGAGGAGGAGAAGUUUUCCCGGAGCUCAGGAUGAAUUUCGGGGUUCCGGCGAAUUCGCUGCUGCUGUUCCGCGCCUGCGACGAGGGAGACUACGACAGCGCCAAGCGGAUUCUGGAGCACCCCGGGGCCGAGUCGGGAAGGCAGUCCCGCAGCCGCCUGGACUCGGUCUCGGAGUGCAGCGUGGACGCGGUGCGGGCCGGGCUGCCGCUGGUACCGGUGGACUGCACGGAUGAAGAGGGGAACACGGCCCUGCACUUCGCCUCCGCCAGCGGACACGAACAGCUGGUGCGGUUCCUGCUCCGGAAAGGGGCGUCCGUGGACAGCCGGAACAACUACGGCUGGACCCCGCUCAUGCAGGCGGCGAGAUUUGGUCAUCUAAACGUGGCUCAUAUCCUGCUGGAGAAUGGAGCGGAGAUCAACGGCAGGAACCGCUUGGGUGCCAGCGUGCUCACCAUGGCCGUGCGAGGAGGCCACGCGCACGUCGCUAAACUCCUUCUAGAGAACGGAGCUUUUGUGGAUGAUUUUGACCACCUCUCUGCAGUGGAGGGCAAUGCUAACGGGAACAAUAGCAACCAUAGUGACAAUGGGAAGAACUUCCUAGAUAUCACACCAUUGUUAUGUAGUGCUCAGCACGGCUUUGAAGCCAUGGUGAGACUGCUGUUAGAAUGGGGGGCUGAUGUGAACUUUUCUCAGAAGACCACGGGAUGGAGCGCGCUGAUGUUAGCUACUUUAAGUGGAAAGGCUAGCAUAGCUCAGCUGCUGGUAGAGCGAGGUGCUGAUCCUGAUCACCUGAAUGUACUCUCCAAAACUGCGUUUGAAGUGGCUCUGCAGCUUAAACAUAAAGAGGUGAAGAGUUACCUCGACUCCAUCACCACAGUUCGUCCACAACCAGAUGCCGAGAAGAAGAGACCUGAUGUUUUCAGUGCCCUAAAGCUAGGAAAUGCUCAGCUGGUGAAGGAGAUAUUAGAGGAGGAUCCAUCGCAGGUGAACUUGGCUAAUGCAGAUGGGGCAUCUCCUCUAAUGAUAGCAGCAGUGAGUGGACAGCAGGAGGUGGUGCAGUUACUGGUGGAGAAGAAUGCAGAUGUGGACAAACAGGAUGGGGUCCAUGGCUGGACAGCUCUUAUGCAGGCUACGUAUCAUGGGAAUAAAGAUGUGGUGAAGUAUCUCCUGAAUCAGGGCGCUGAUGUGAAUCUGAGAGCCAAGAACGGAUAUACAGCCUUUGACCUUGUCAUGCUGUUAAAUGACCCAGACACUGAGUUAGUGAGGCUACUUGCUUCCGUUUGUAUGACUGUGGAUAAAGAUAAGAGUAAACAUAGAAGCAAGAGGCUUACCAAGAAACGCUUCUCUGCUAGUGUGCCAGAACCACCAGAUGAUAAGGGUGGAUUGAAGUCAUGGUGGAAUCGAAUGUCCAAUCGCUUUCGCAAGCUGAAGCUUACUCACACGCUGAGGCAUGGCCUCUCCCCCAAUCGUCUGGCUCCGUUCCCUGAUGACCCAGAGGUUCCACUGGAUGCUACCAUGAGGGCAGAGUGUAGGACAGAUGCAAACAGCUCUGAGACCAGCAGUACAGUAGCACCUCCUGCUGGAGCCACUGCCAAUGACAUCACUGUUGCAUGGAGCGCAAAGAACAAAGAAAGUGGUCUUGGAAGAACCAACAGUGAGAAAAAUGACGUACUUAUGAUCACAAUGUUAAGAAAUGGUGCACCUCUGACCCGUUUGCCCAAUGACAAGCUGAAGGCUGUUAUCCCCCCUUUCUUACCUCCGUCCAACUUUGAGCCGUGGAACUCGGACCGCUCACGUACGAUGAAGGAGGGAGGCAAGACCAAUGAGCAGUCUCGUCUACCCAUGCAUCAGAGACCCAGCAAAGCCAACUUUAACAGCAGUGGAAACUCUGAUAUUACGAGCAUUAGUCGAGUCGUGAACAGAUCUAUGAAGUUUCCCACUAUCAGUAAGGUGCCGUCCUCUUCUCCCUCCAACUCCGGCAACUAUAACUCUCCUCACUCGUCCGGAGGAUCCAAUGGAGUGGGAGUGGUGAACCGCCAUGCAUCAGACUCGCAUAAUCGCUCAGGAGGCAGUGCAUCUGACAGUGUGUUAUCUCAGAUUGCUGCUCAGAGGAAGAGGGCUGCAGGUCUGCUUGACGUUAAAGGUCCGGCCCCAGAGACGCCCAGCCUGGCUCCCACACCGCUGCCAACAGGGCCUGAUGCUAGUCUGACCAGCGUACAUAGCAACCCCAGCCUGGUGCCCAGUGACUUCCACUCCAGACGGGUGGACCUAAAGAAGAGGCCCCAGUCUGGAAACUCCUCCACCUCUAAAAGCACGUCGUCCACAGUGACCCCAUGUCCAUCCCCAACCCCCAAACCUCCCACUGGAGACACAUUCUCUUCAGCUUCUUCUCAGCCAAGAUCCAAAAGCAGUGGUGGAUCCAGCAGUGGCACCAUAACUGAUGAGGAUGAACUGUCUGGUAUACUGAGGAAACUUUCUCUGGAAAAAUAUCAGCCCAUCUUUGAAGAGCAGGAGGUAGACAUGGAAGCAUUUUUAACUCUGACUGAUGGAGAUCUGAAGGAGCUGGGGAUUAAAACAGAUGGACCUAGACAACAGAUCUUAGCAGCCAUCUCUGAACUGAAUGCUGGCAAGGGGAGAGAAAGACAGUUACUGCAGGAAACUAUCCACAAUUUCCAGUCUUCAUUUGGAAGCAGUGCCAGUAACCACCGACCUGCAGGAUAUUCACGAUCUCCCACAGGUUGGGCCAGGCAUCAGCUUCACACCCCUAACAAGAGGUAACACAUCUGGACAGGUGGAGAGUGUCAGAAAGGACUGUUACAGUGUGCAAUUGCGAAUGUGCCAAAAAAGAGAGAUCUCCUAAACUAUGUUCACCUCCAUUAAAACCCUAAAUGUUUGCACUGUCAUACCUAUAUACGCCACCAGAGGACGCUGAAAUGUCUAAAAUGAAAUGACCUGGAGCGCUGGUUGGGAGGUCACUUCAGGAUCUCUAAAAAUACAUAGUCGUAUUUGGGUCAAGAUUUUUUCCCUCUCUUUUGCACGAGUGGGCUGUGAGUGAUGUGAAUGUCUAAAGGCCAAAUGAGGGGAAGGGAAAUGGAAGUGUUUCCAAAUCAUGUUUUUGGUUUAAGUGAGGUUAGACCAUGCUGAGCAUGCUCUAAAUUGAAGGAUUUUGAAGGGAAUCACCACCAUAUAGUAUAAGAGUGCUUUAUGGUAAUGCACGUUUUGGUCACUUUUUAAAAUUUUAACAAAUGAACAUGUGUAAGUGCUGCAGGAGACGAUGAGGAUGGUCAUUGUCUCAAUUCCGUCACAGUAUAGUACGAGUUCUAUACCAAAAGAAACAGAGGAAUUAAAAAAGAAUUUAAUUUUAAAAGGUGGAAUAUAUCGGUACCACGUUAAAAUAAGGCUUCUUUAUGAAUGUUUAUAAAUAGUCUAUGAGGGAGUUUAUUAAUGGUUAAUAAUUAGGUUUUAAAUACUUUACAAACCAUUAUUGAGUAGUAACAACAUAUAAAUUCUCAUUUUUUCCCAAUCAGUCAGAAUUAUAAAAUCAUCUAAUAAAAUAAUAUAGAAAGUCAGUUUAGUUAGUUGUUAAAUGUUAUUUUAUGUUAAAAUACACCACAUUAUGAUUAUUGGAUAAAUGAUUAUUCUGGGUAGUUAAAGUUAAUGACAGAUAUGUUAUUAACAGAUAUGUUGUUGAUGACUGAUGGAAAAGACAAAGUUAAAUAAGCAUCCAGAAAGGUCUGAGGUUUAACAGUAUAAAUGAAAGUUAAAUCACUAUUUGGCAAACAACAGGCCACUGUUGUCCUUUUAAUGUCUGUUGUAACUGCUUAUUAAUAAUUUAAAACUAUUUACAACCUAAUUAAUAACAUAAAUGUUUAUAAACUCUUUAUAAAUGAGCCUUAUUUUAAAGUGGUACCAGUAUAUCUUAUCUAUGAGGCUAAAAAAAGGUGCAAGGUACUGACAUCAUGUAAGGUACUGACAAACAGAGCAAACGAUGAAGCAAAAGAAUAUCUAUGAUUUAUCUUGUUUGUGAUGUAAUUUAAUUAAUUGUAGUAGUCAUACAAUUGUUUUGUAUGGUAACAGGUUACAGGAGAAUGAUAAAAUGUCUUAUUUUUUAAGUAGAAGACAAUGUGAAAAGAUGUCAUUCAUUCCAUGUUGUUCAACAUUUCUAUUCCAUCAUGAUCUUUUGACACAAUGUCAUAGUCAGAUUUGUAUGUUAAAAAGUGAAAAAUGGAGAAAUUCCAUGAAACCAAUGAAAUACUGACACAUGCUUGGAAAUUUUGUAGCUGAUGACAAUGUGUUACCUUUAUUUUGGAAUUUGGGAGGAAUAUUGUUUGUAGUUUAUAAAAUAAAACAACAAUGUUCAUUUUACUCAAACAUAUACCCAUAAAUAGCAAAAUCAGAUUCAGAAACUGAAGUGGAGCUGUAUAUAUCACAAAACAAUAAAAUAUUGCAAGGAUUUUUAUUCCCAAUAUUGUGCAGCCCUAAGUCCAGUUGUAACCUAAGAGUAGCAAGAUGAAUAUGAUGGCAUAAUUAUCAUUUUUAUUUUAAUUACCAAAUGUCUUAUUUUUAUUUUAUAACUUUUAUAUCAUAAUAAUAGCAAAGAAUAUAUUGUGUGUGAAUGUUAUAUGAGAGGCACGAGUGUAAAUUGUAUUACACUAUAUUAGUAUAGUAGCACAGUAUUACAGUUGUAUAUGUGUUUUUUUUUUUUAUUACGUGUGGUAUAUUAUUGUUAUACCUGACAGUAUUUUUACCUGAAAAGAAAAAAAGGCUUUUCUAAAUCAUGGGAAAUGAAGAUUAAAUAAAAGUUUUAAUAAAUAAUGCA